AUGGCCCGCGAAGAUGCUGUUUACCUGGCCAAGCUCGCCGAGCAGGCUGAGCGUUACGAAGAGAUGGUUGAGAACAUGAAGGAGGUCGCCUCCACCGAUGUAGAGCUCACCGUCGAGGAGCGCAAUCUUCUCUCCGUCGCUUACAAGAACGUCAUCGGUGCCCGUCGUGCGUCCUGGAGAAUCGUCACCUCCAUCGAGCAAAAAGAGGAGUCCAAGGGCAACAGCCCCCAGGUCACUCUUAUCAAGGAGUACCGCCAGAAGAUCGAGGCCGAACUUGCCAAGAUCUGCGAUGACAUCCUCGAGGUUCUCGACAAGCACCUGAUCCCCUCUGCCCAGAGCGGCGAGUCCAAGGUCUUCUACCACAAGAUGAAGGGUGACUACCACCGUUACCUUGCUGAGUUCGCUGUUGGCGACCGCCGCAAGGGCGCCGCCGAUGCCUCCCUCGAGGCCUACAAGAGCGCUACUGAGGUCGCUCAAACCGACCUGGCCCCUACCCACCCCAUCCGUCUCGGUCUCGCCCUGAACUUCUCCGUCUUCUACUACGAGAUCCUCAACUCCCCCGACCAGGCCUGCCACCUGGCCAAGCUUGCGUUCGAUGAUGCUAUUGCCGAGCUUGACACCCUGAGCGAGGAGAGCUACAAGGACUCUACCCUGAUCAUGCAGCUUCUCAGAGACAACCUGACGCUCUGGACCUCGUCGGAGGCCGAGCCGGCUGCCGAGUCCAGUGCUCCUGCCGAUAAGGAGGAGGCUGCUCCUGCCGAGGAGAAGCCCGCUGCCGAGUAA
This is a messenger RNA of Aspergillus homomorphus CBS 101889, 783 nucleotides long. It is a transcript of the gene artA, whose product is annotated as 14-3-3 adaptor artA. Gene Ontology annotation, biological process: signal transduction. The record is from RefSeq and is a predicted model, not a curated record. Bases 1 to 783 code for a protein of 260 amino acids. Gene Ontology annotation, cellular component: cytoplasm. The transcript has 5 exons. Lineage: Eukaryota; Fungi; Ascomycota; Eurotiomycetes; Eurotiales; Aspergillaceae.